Myripristis murdjan (pinecone soldierfish) is the source of this 3965-nucleotide messenger RNA. RefSeq names its product ubiquitin carboxyl-terminal hydrolase 22-like. Gene Ontology annotation, biological process: protein deubiquitination. Bases 345 to 1997 code for a protein of 550 amino acids. Gene Ontology annotation, molecular function: zinc ion binding; cysteine-type deubiquitinase activity. The record is from RefSeq and is a predicted model, not a curated record. NCBI's taxonomy places the organism in Eukaryota, Metazoa, Chordata, Actinopteri, Holocentriformes, Holocentridae. The transcript has 12 exons.
CCCGUGGUUCAGUGUUAGCAGGCUAGCUACAGAGAGAAAGCUAACUAAUGGUGAGAGUGGAAGUGGAGCUAACGUUAAGGAAAAGACAACUGUCAAACAGUAACGAUAAGAAAGCUUUUAAUCAAGUGGUAUUUCUGGUAGAUACCUAGAGGAACAAAAGUGUCGCUAGCUGAUCAAAGAGCGUGUUUGUCAGAUGCCAGAAGCGCAUUUUGGAUAUUACAUCGACUGUCCCAUUUCCAAACGGAAACCAUUUCUGGACAGAUAGUUCGUGCUAGCUAGCUAACUUAAUUCUUCAGGAGACCUUCUAUUAUCACCUAAAAUCAAAACUGAAUGUUGCAUCUGUCAUGAGUCCGGCCGGGUGCUCCCAUGUGAACGGUUAUAAGGUGGAUAAUUGGAAACAAAAUCUACGAGUCAUAUACCAAUGCUUUGUUUGGAGUGGUACUGCUGAGACCAGGAGACGAAAGGCCAAGUCGUGUAUCUGUCAUAUGUGUGGUGCUCACCUGAACCGUCUGCACUCUUGUCUCUACUGUGUCUUUUUCGGCUGUUUCACCAAGAAACACAUCCACGAGCACGCAAAAAACAAGAGACACAACCUAGCGAUAGACUUAUUAUACGGUGGAAUAUAUUGUUUUGUGUGUCAAGACUACAUAUACGACAAAGACAUGGAGCAGAUUGCCAAAGAGGAACAGAGGAAAGCCUGGAAAUUGCAAGGUACAGCAUUUUAUUCUGUCAGAGAAUUUAGUGCACGUUGUGUCCUAGUACCUCAAUUUUACACAAGGUUAUCUGUUAUCUCGGUGCCUUCACAUUUGUGUUUCUUCAUGUCCACAGGCAUAGGGGAGAAAUACACGACAUGGGAGCCUACCAAGAGGGAGCUAGAAUUACUGCGGCACAAUCCAAAGCGGAGGAAAAUCACUACGAACUGCACCAUAGGUUUACGAGGGUUGAUAAACCUGGGCAAUACAUGUUUCAUGAACUGUAUUGUUCAGGCCCUUACACACACGCCGCUGCUGCGAGACUUCUUUCUCUCCGACAGACACAAGUGCGAGAUGCAAUCAAACUCUUGUCUGGUGUGUGAGAUGUCGCAGCUUUUUCAGGAGUUCUACUCGGGCCACCGUUCGCCCCACAUUCCCUUCCGGCUGCUGCACCUGGUGUGGACUCAUGCACGCCACCUAGCGGGCUAUGAGCAGCAGGAUGCCCACGAGUUCCUCAUCGCAGCGUUGGACGUGCUGCACCGGCACUGCAAAGGAGACACCACCCGAGAUGACAACGGGAAGAAGGCCAACAAUCCAAAUCACUGUAACUGCAUCAUUGACCAAAUCUUCACCGGGGGCCUGCAAUCAGAUGUUACCUGUCAAGUCUGCCACGGAGUAUCCACGACGAUAGAUCCAUUCUGGGAUAUCAGUCUGGACCUGCCUGGCUCAUCUACGCCUUUCUGGCCCCUCAGUCCCGGAGGUGAUGGCAGCACAGUGAACGGAGAAAGCCACCUGUCAGGGUCCACCACACUCACAGACUGCCUACGCAGGUUUACGCGGCCUGAGCAUCUAGGAAGCAGUGCCAAAAUCAAAUGCGGAGGUUGCCAUAGUUACCAGGAGUCCACCAAACAGUUGACAAUGAAGAAGCUUCCCAUUGUAGCGUGUUUCCAUCUCAAACGGUUUGAGCACUCUGCUAAACUGCGGAGGAAGAUCACUACAUACGUGUCCUUCCCUCUAGAGUUGGACAUGACACCCUUCAUGGCCUCCAGUAAAGAGAGCAGAAUGAAUGGGCAGUAUCAACAGACAGUUGAUGUAUUAAACAACGACAAUAAGUAUUCCUUGUUUGCGGUGGUGAACCACCAAGGCACACUAGAGAGUGGCCACUACACCAGCUUCAUCCGCCAACACAAGGACCAGUGGUUCAAAUGUGAUGACGCCAUAAUCACAAAGGCCAGCAUUAAGGAUGUGCUGGAUAGUGAAGGGUAUCUCUUAUUCUACCACAAACAGUUCCUUGAGUACGAGUAGCCUUACCCAGUGACCGCUGACCAUGGAGGAACUCUGUUUGUAAUGAGAGAGUCGAGGGACUGGGGGCAGAGGAUGAAACACAAACACACAAACCUACCUGAAACUCUCUAUUCGUCUACUCCUCCCCUUUGGGAGGUAGGCUUGACAAAAGUAAACAAAGACGCGUGAAAUCAUGCAACCUUUAAAAAGAAAAAAAAAAAAAUCAAAAAAGCACUGAGCUACUUCUUGGCAUCUACUUGACAAAACUGAAUGGAGGAAGAGGAGGGAUGGUGAAAGAGAUGGGCGUCGUCAGUUCCAGGCUUGGGGAGAGGGAAGAGGCCCUGCCCCUCACUCUCUCCCCCUUCCCCUUCCUGCUGCAGGGGCAGAGUGAGCAUGACUGACUGUCAUGUCAAUUGGGCCCAUCUGGAUUUUUCUUACAGUAUUUUCAUUUUUCCCCCCAUUUCUCUCCCAUGGUGCUCUCGUUUCAACUGACCAAGCAUUUAACUUAGUCAUAAUGGAAGACAAACUGUUGUCAUAUGCAUAUUGAACUGAAUGCAAAAAAAAGUAAACGAAACAAAAUCAACGUAUUAUAAACUUUGCAAGAACAUUUUUUAAAGGUAUGGUUAUGAUUCUUAUUUGUGAAUUUAGUUAUGGAAUACUGUAUGAAUCUAGUAUACAUCUAUUUUUUAAGAGAAAAAAAAAUGAAAACAUGGGAGAGCUUAGAGACGCUACCUAUGCCAUUUGCCGGGGAAGCGCUGCCAUGGAAACUAAACGGACGUGGACCUGAGUGUACCCAUGUUCCAUUAUUUCCUUUUGAUUGUUUUGUUUUUAAGUCUGGUUCAGGGCAGGGAAUAUCUGUUUUUCUAGUAACUGAAUGAAUCCUCAGUUUUGUUUACUGUUCUUUUGUUCUUUUCAGUGUCCAUGUUGUCUCUCUCUUUUUUUUCAGUACAGUCGUGUCUCUUGCUGUCCUGGUACAGAAAUUUGUUUUGGGGCGUAUUCUCUCAUUCUUGUGGAAUUGUUGGUAUAAUGAUGGUGGUGAUUAAAUCGGCUCACCUUAGCUGUUGAUAAAUUGUAUGUUGAAUGUGAGCUAUGGGUUUCCUUUGGGCAUUCUGUACAAAACACUGAAUACAUUACCUUCAGAGAAGGUCCUGUAUUUGUGAGGGUGCUGUGGUCCUCCUUCAGUGAACACCUUGAAUGGUCUGUGCAGAAGGAAGCCCACUUAAACACAUGUGACAGGGCAUAAUCCCAUAAUCUGAAAAUGUGUGGAAAAUUUGCUCUUAGUAAUGCCUCGAGGCUGGCUGCCUGUCUUUUUUUUUGUCUUAAGAUUCCAUUGAUCAUGAUUUUUGCACUGUAUUUGGGGGGAGGGAGGUGUGUGAGAGGGCAAAACAAAUUACACAUACAUGGGCACUGUGUGGCCACAGCCCGGCUCUGAAUCCAUCAGUGUUAUCUUCUCCAUGGCAACUGUGUGGCUGGUGGAGACGAGUGUGGUUCGUGGUGUGUCUUGCCUCUGCAGUGCAGUAAACCCAGUGCUCUAUUCAAUCAGUAUGCUGUCAAGUCAGACAUUAGAUAAUACACAUACACGCCAGGGUGUUGUGGUCUAUUUUGUUUGAAUAUCACUGAUUGUGUAUGUAUAAAAAUGUUAAAAAUCAAAAAAAAAGAAAAAAAAAUCACUCAUGUAUAAGAUGAGGGGCCCUGACCUAUCAGACUAAUGCCACAUAAAUGCCGCAACCCCUGGUUGUUUAGCUGCUCUGUAACUGAAAAAGAAAACAUGCAUAUCCUCUGGUCUGCUGCAGAACCUCUUGAACCCUGAGCCAGAGGGAAAGAGUGGGGUCGGGACAGUAAAAUCACAGACUUGUGGAAUGGUCACACCAAGACUUUGAUGUAUCAUGGAGCAGAUAAAGCUACCCAAGGACAUUCAGGGACGCUGCUGAAACGAAAAAGAAGAGGAGAGCUUCAUUGUGCGUUUCAGUGAUUAAACUCAGAACAAAA